Messenger RNA from Aphanomyces invadans, 1191 nucleotides. RefSeq lists its product as hypothetical. Gene Ontology annotation, molecular function: asparaginase activity. The record is from RefSeq and is a predicted model, not a curated record. The coding region runs from base 1 to 1191 and encodes 396 amino acids. The transcript has 8 exons. Lineage: Eukaryota; Oomycota; Saprolegniomycetes; Saprolegniales; Verrucalvaceae.
AUGGCGACACCAAAGGAAGACCCGCCGAUCUUACCGACGCCGCUCGAAGUCCGCGUGCUGCAGAACGAAAAAGUAGUGAUGCGAAAGAACUCGAUUGGCCGCGAGAAGCAGGAUGCGCUCAAGGAUGCGCACGUGCUCAUACUGUACACUGGUGGGACGUUUGGAAUGACUCCGGACGCAGUUGGGACGCUCCAUCCAAAGUCCGGGUUCCUCGAACAAAAGGUGCGCGAAAUGGACGAGUUUAAGUUUGGCGGGAUGCCCAAAGUCACGAUCAUCGAGUGGGAAGACCCGAUUGACUCCUCUGACAUGUGUCCGGCCGACUGGGGUCGCAUCGCGCAAACGAUUGAAGAACACUACUGGGAUUAUGACGGGUUUGUGAUUCUGCAAGGUACAGACACGAUGGCGUACACGGCGUCUGCGCUCUCGUUCAUGCUGGAAAGCCUCGGCAAGCUCGUGCGCCGCAACCUCAUCAUGUCGGUCCUGUGCGCUGCAAGUCUUGAAAUUCCCGAAGUGUGCAUCUACUCGAACGACAAACUCUUGCGAGGCAACCGCACGACCAAGACGUUCAACAUGGCCGUCGAUGCCUUCCACUCCCCCAACCACCCCGUGUUGGCCUUGACCGGGGUCGAAACGAUCCUAGAACAUGGGCUCAUCCUUCCGUAUCCACGCCGUCGUUUCAGCACGUUUACGAACCUCCACACCAACAUUUGCGUGUUCCACUUGGUCCCGGGCUUUGACGACGACUGCAUCACAGCAUACGUUGAAAAGCACAAGCGAGAACAGCCCGACGCUCAGGCCAAGGCCAUGGUAUUUGCGCUGUACGGCACCGGAAACGCGCCGCUCAAGAAGGAUGGGUUCCUCCAAGUGAUUCAAGACGCCCUGGAUGCGCACAUCGCCGUGUGCGUCACGACCCAGUGUCUCCAUGGCCGAACGCAGCUCGACACGUACGCGACAGGCAUCAAGUUGCUCCAAAUGGGCGUCAUCACGUCGUACGACAUGACAAUCGAGUCGUGCGUGACCAAGCUCGCGUACCUUAUGGGCAAGGGGUACAGAGGCCCAGAACUCAAGCUCAACAUGGAAACGGACUUGCGAGGAGAAUUGAGUGUCUUGGACGUGACGGGCGAGACGGAUCUGACACGACCCUCGAGCAUGACGCGAAAGAAGGUCGUGAAGCGCAUGUUGUCUCACUAG